AUGUGUGUUCCUAUAUGCUACGGUGUAAUAUGGGGAUGUUCAACAAUCUUCCUUUUACCAUCAGACAAUCAAAUGAAUAAUUCAAUCAAAAUUAUGUUGUUUAUUGAAUUCGAAUGGAAAAUCGAGAAUGUUGUUUAUUCGGGUAUAUUUCUUUAUCGAUCAACAGAACAUGAAACAUUCAAUCAAAUUCAUAUUUUAAACUCUAUUGCAAUUUUUAUAAUGUUAUUGAUCAUAAUUUCAUCAAUAACAAUUAUCAUAAUUUGUGCGAUCAAAUGUUAUAUGAAAUUAAACGACCAUAUGAAUAAUCUUUCAAAAAGAACUAAUCAUCUUCAUUUCCAGUUGUUCUAUGCAUUGGUCACUCAAACACUAAUUCCUAUCAUUUUGAUGCAUUUUCCAAGUUUAUUGAUGUUCUUUUUCAAUAUAAUUGAUAAGAACUCAAGUUUUGUGAGCACAGUUGCCAAUAUAACUAUUGCAGUGUUCCCUGCGCUUGAUCCAUUUCCAGUGAUGAUAAUUAUCAAAAAUUAUCGAAUGGCAAUUUUUGGAAAACUAGCUAAACCUGUUUGGAGCACUACUCGACAAAGAACAGUUUUUGAAAAUUAG
Messenger RNA from Caenorhabditis angaria, 600 nucleotides. The record is from the annotation of a GenBank genome assembly. Lineage: Eukaryota; Metazoa; Nematoda; Chromadorea; Rhabditida; Rhabditidae.